GUCGUUCUGACAACUUUUUUCCUGACUCCGACUCUGAUAUCUGACAACCUUUUCCUGAUACCUGCUGACUUUUGUCUUGGCACCUGGCUGACUACGAGGAUGUCCUAAAAUGAACACCGUACACGCGGCUUUUGUCGGGUUCACGUCCCGGCUGCAGACGUACUGGUUGCCCCAGCUGGAAGGAAGCGCUGGGACUUUCCUGAAUAAUGUUACCGCCUCAGGUCGGUCUCCAGGAGUCUUGGACGUGGUGGAGGAUUAAAAACUGGCGUCAGCUGUGGUGAUGCGGAAGGUUUUAUCCGGCAGGUUGCUGAAGUUUCUCGGCGCUUUACUUGUUCUGUUUCUGAUCGCUCAGAUCCUUCUGAGCACAUUUCUGAAACACAGGACGGAGCCGAGACCUCUUCCUGUAGAGGAGUAUCGACUCAUUUCCCCUCUCACGUACCAUUACCUGAUCAACCAGCCGGAUGUGUGCAGGGACAGAAGCCCGUUUCUGGUUCUCAUGGUUCCUGUCGCCCCACAGGAGGCUGCAGCCAGGGAGGCCGUCAGGAGGACAUGGGGCUCUGCCAGCAGUGACACCCUCACUUUAUUCUAUGCAGGACUCCCAGAUGGGGGGGAGCUGUCACCCAUCCAGGAGGCGCUGGAAGAGGAGAGUAAGCUGCAUGCAGACAUCAUCCAGAUGAACUUCAUGGAUAGUUACCAGAACCUGACCAUUAAGACCAUGAUAAUGAUGAAAUGGCUUGCAACCCACUGCCCUAACUCGUCCUAUGCAAUGAAGGUGGAUGCUGACAUCUUUGUAAAUGUGUUCUACCUCGUUGAAUGGCUGAGGAGCUCCCCCAGGCUGGGCUUCAUCACCGGGUCAGUGAUCCGAGAUGGGAGUCCCAGGAGGACCCCCAACAGCAAGUGGUAUCUAUCAGAGAAGCUGUACCCAGAGGACAGCUUCCCCCCUUAUGUGUCUGGAGCUGGAUACGUCUUCUCCUCUGACCUGGCAGGCCGGAUCUCCUGGGCAUCCAGGUUUGUACGGAUGAUCCCUCUGGAGGACGUUUACGUGGGCUUGUGUCUACGUGUGCUGGGCGUCCAGCCGGUGUACUCAAACAGUCUGCCAUUCCUCAGGAACCUGUUUGAAAUCCAAAAGCUGGAGUACGAUAGGUGCACCUUUGCCCGACGGGUUAUCGUCAACAAGUUCAAGCCAUCAGAGCUCCUGCAAAUUUGGCAGGACUUCUCCAAAAACCAUGCUAGCUGCUGAAAGCAUUUACCGCCUGUUUCACUGUGAUUUAUAACAGAACAAUUAGCCUAGAACAGGAAAGCAAGCCAUAGACACCCAUCCACUGAACGGAAGCAAAAUAUGCGUAAUAUAUGAUAAAUACAUUAGAUCUAUCAGGACAUUAUAAUAAAAUUUAAUCAGGUAUUUCCCUUUAAUUAGUUAGUAACCAGUUAAACAGUCUCCAGAUACAAAAUAUUUUGUUUAAAGAAACAACAUUUAGAAGUUGAUUUAAAAGUACCUGAUUAUUUUUCUUGUUAAUGCAACAUUUAGUCACUUACCACUUGAUGUAUUUACAUAUUAAUUUCUGCUUUUCUUUAUUAUAUUUUAUAGUAAAUGGAAAAAAUUGGGGUUUGGGAUUUUAAAUAUUAAGCAAACUAUUGAAAGUUCAUCAGUCAGCUCAUGAUAAUCCAAAGUUUUAAAGCUGCAGUGCAGAAGUUUAGUUUCUCUUUUCUGCUUGUGGGGAUGGUUAUACAGAAACUGCUGACAUAAUUUUAUAAAGUUUUCUUCUUGAGCCUGUAAUCCUCCUGAAGAGCAAGUUUCUGCAUUUUUUCUGGAUAUUUUCCAGGUUUUUCUGCCUUAAGCUCGGCCAUAUUUUCAGUGUGUGCAGCCCUUUCUGUCUCUCAGGUUAUAAUCGUUCCCACUUCAGCACUUGCAAGUUAGUUAUUGCUGGUUUUGAUGAACCAGAUCACUGCAGGUGGCCUGGUUGGAGAAUUUGCUGUAAAUCUUCAUGCGAACAUCACCCGAGCUAAAGUGAUUGGGAAGUGAGACUGUUGGAAGUGUGAAGAGCUGGUUGUGUAGAAGGAACUUCAUGCUUUACAUGCUCACAUUCCUCUUCUCCUUUUCUCUUUGAGGCUUGAUUCCCUGACCUGCAGUGCAGAUUCCCAGUCACCUGAUGUGCAUUUAUGAUAUAUCAUUAUCAGCUGUAGUAAAGCUCAGCAGAAAACGUAAGAGGCUGAGCAAACCGAUACCAACGGAUAUCUUUGUGCCUGUAGACCAACAUUUUAUAUCAGUUUUGCCUUUGGGGUCACGUUCAAAUCAACUUAUGAGAAAAUGUUCCUUGAAUAACUCUGAUACUUGAGUACAAUUUUAUUUUCAUGAGUUUGUGAGGCUCAAAAUGUUUGAAAAUGCAUAUUUUGAAGUUUGUAAAACAGCCUGCAACUUACAUGCCAUGCUUCUGUGCCUCUGUACUUGAAUGAACCCGCCACGCUGCCUGCUUGUGUUGUACUUAGAAACGUCAACCAGCUGGUGGCAGUAUGUGCCAGAAGAUCAGCUCACAGGCAAAUGGAUCAUUACAUUUAAUGAUGAUUUAUUGCUCCUUUUGCUUUCAUAUGCUGUACCUAAAAUGCCUCAUAGAUUUAAAUGUUAAUAUAAAUGUUGUCUUUGAAAUCCUAAAAAAGCAAAUGUUGCCAUCACUUAUAAUAUUGCUGCUACAGAUAGGCAUCACUUUAGCCUCUUCCUAGGCUCAAUAAAAGUCUUGGAAA
This is a messenger RNA of Melanotaenia boesemani (Boeseman's rainbowfish), 2739 nucleotides long. Its product is annotated as beta-1,3-galactosyltransferase 2-like. Gene Ontology annotation, molecular function: N-acetyl-beta-D-glucosaminide beta-(1,3)-galactosyltransferase activity. Lineage: Eukaryota; Metazoa; Chordata; Actinopteri; Atheriniformes; Melanotaeniidae. Bases 281 to 1240 code for a protein of 319 amino acids. The record is from RefSeq and is a predicted model, not a curated record. The transcript has a single exon. Gene Ontology annotation, cellular component: membrane.